UGUGUGCUGUGGCGCCCAGCCUGCUUUAAUGUGGUGUUGUGAGCGUUUUCUAGCCAGUCUGCUGUUGAAUUUCGUUGCGUGCGGUGCCCCUAACGGAUGAAUUUUCGGUGCGGUGCUGUUUAAACAAUAUCUUGCAUUAACUAUAAAUUAUAAAAAAUGCUAGAAAACUCAGUCAAUUGUGUGCAACGUGCUUUAUAUUAGCGUUGGCAAAAAUAUGAAAUUUUUAUAGAAAAUAUUGCACAAUAAUUCCGUGUUAUAUGACAAACAAUCAUUUUAUGUUACACUGAGUGUUUGCUGGCCGAUAUUAUCUGAAGUACUUUUUGCAAAACGAAAAUAUAUCGUCACGAAAAUUAUUAUUGUUGUCCACAAACUGUUCGAAAAGCGCAUAUGUAACGGUGUCGGCGCCGUUCACCGUGUUUUUUGUUCGUUUUACCACCAUUUAGUGAAUGUAGGCAAUGAAAAACAAAUUUAUUGAACACAUUUUUAUGCAAUUUCGAUUUGAUUGUCAGCAAAAUUGCACAAACAUUCAUUGCUUGCGGCGCUAAAUGUGCUGUUUAUAUGAAAGGAAUGUGAAGAAAGAAAAAAGCAAAAAGAAAGUGUCGCCAAAAACCCCAAAAAACACUAAAAAGGAUUUACAAUCAACGACAUUAAAAUUGAUGUUUGUGCAAAACUUAUUGACGUUAGCGAAUUUAUUGUGCUAACUCCGACUCCGCUCAUCGACGGCAAAAGUGGAAUUUCUUAUUGGAAAACCAAACUUAAAUAAAAGUUGUUAUGAGCGCGCUAUGAAAAUAUGAUUUUUGGCUUCGUAAACUACAAACAAGAAAGUGUAAUUUACAGAAGAAAGUUAUAAAAAAGUGUCAGCAAAAAUUAAAAAAAAAUUAUUAAAAAUUAAAAAAUAAAUUCCAUAAUAGCUUAUGUUUCUCCAAAAGCGCUAUAAGUGAGCUUGAAACUCGUAAAAUACUAUUUACUAAAAGCGUUGACACCAAAACAAUAAAUUUAAGCACACACCAAUAAUAUGUGCUAGUAAGCUUUCAUAAAAGAAAACGAACACCUGUCGCGCAUGAAAGCUCCACAGUAAAAAUAACGUGAAGUCGCUUACAAAAAUUUUCUGUGUAAAAGCUCACGAACCAACACCUGUAGCGCAUGAAAGCGCCACAUUUAAAAAUAACGUGAAAUCGUUUUAAAAAGGUUUGUGAGUGAAAGCUUUGAAACACAAGUGUCACCAAGCAUUAUGGCAACAGACACAAAGUAAACAUAAAAAUAACGUUAAGUGUGCGAACUUUCAUACAAGUGCUAUAAAACUUUCAGACAAGUGCUAUUAGUGCUUUCACCUCUUAAAGCUUUAAGCUCGCAAGCAACUAUAAUAUGGCUACAGCCACAAAUUAUACAUAAAAAAUACCAUUAAGUGCGAACUUUCAUACAAAUGCUUUUGGAACUUUCAGCCAAGUGAUAUUAGUGCUUUCAUCCCAUGAAGCUUUAAGCUUACAAGCAACUUUAACAGUUUUAAAAAACUGAAAACAUGCACGACAAUUACAAAAUCGCAACACAAAUGCAUGCAAAGUCGACUAAACGAACUUGCCAAAACAAUAGCGCAUGCCGUAACACGCAUUUAUACACAACGCCGCCGACGAAAGCUCCGCUCGACAUUAAUAUACCACACGACUCAAUCAAUACAAUUACAGCAACGUUAAGUGACUUAAACGAUAUGCCGCACUACCGUUAUGGCGGUAGUGAUGCCUUAGCGUCCACCUUAUCACUGCUGCCGCUCGGACGACGUCGUUGGUUUCAGCGCCAAACUUGCUUGCUUUGCAUUUUGGCGGCAUUCAUUUGUGGUCUCUUCCUCGGCAUCUUCGUGCCAAUGGUGGAUUUGAGUAAUGUAUUUUCAAACUUAUCAACGGAGCCCGCGCCGCCUGCAGCUAUAGUGGGACAACACGUACCGCUCGGCUUAGCUGCUUCGGAUUGGGAACCGCUGCCUUACAAUAAAGUCAAAUUAGCAACACCCUUUAAUCGCACAACAGCGGCGACGCACAGAACCAACCUCAAGGAGGUGGCGCACAGCCCCUUUAGCGUCGCCUUCAUUAGCGAGCGCGAAGGCCGGAUUGGCGCGGAGGAAAUUUUGAGCGAUGGCGCGCAUCAUGCUGACGAUAGACGCGAUGCGCGUGUACAGCGCACGGCGGAUGCACCACUUGUGCAACCGACAGCGGAGCGUACGGCAAAAAUGCUGCACGACUUCGACGCACCAACUUGGUCGGAGCAACAAAGUUUAGAAAACAACAACAUAAUGACGAAGAAUAUACUACAACGACCGAACGCACAGAAGAAACAUCAGUCGGCAACAACGAGUGCACCGGGCAUCAUCAAAUCCAACAUCUACUGGGGUGAGCUGGUAGAGCGCGCGCUGCCACAAGGUUUCAGCGCACAAGACACACGCGAUUGGAAUGCCUAUGUUGCGUCCGAAACGGCAGUGCAACGACUAGAGCAGGGUUGCGGACGCAUGCAAAAUCGACUUCUCACCUUCCGUGAUGGCACACGCGCCUGUGCGCGCUAUCGGCAAAACACCGAUCAAAUACAAGGUGAACUUUUCUCCUUUUACUUGGGCCGCCUAUUGAAUAUGACAAAUCUCGCACCCAGCGCCGUACUCACGGUAAAUGUGGAAUCGGACAAAUGGGCCACCGUUGUGCCUGACAUAAUGCAAGCGCAAUGGAAGCAGCAACGCCCAGUGGUGUUGACGCGUUGGCUGCCAAAUCUGGAACCAGCCGGCAUACCACAACCCUUUCAACCCAUCGAUCGUCAUCUCAACAAGCAAGAUGUAUGGAAUAUAACAGCAGCGCUGACGACGACGACGACGGCUGACAAAGGCAGCUCUGUUAGCGCGGAAGCUGCCGAAAAUGCAUUAAACCAAGAUGCUCACUCUCUGGAUUCGUCCAUUAAUAUAUCCAUUACGCCAAACUCGUUGGCACUGGAGCGUCUAGUUGAACUCGCUCAAUGGUCGGACCUGAUAGUGUUCGACUAUUUGAUUGCGAAUCUCGAUCGUGUCGUCAAUAAUCUCUACAACUUCCAAUGGAACGCUGAAAUUAUGGCCGCACCGGCGCAUAAUCUAGCGCGUCAGUCCAACUCGCAGCUACUGAUCUUCCUUGACAACGAAUCCGGCUUGCUGCACGGUUAUCGCUUGCUCAAGAAAUACGAGGCUUACCAUGGUCUACUACUGAAUAACUUGUGCGUCUUUCGUGAGCCCACUAUACGCGCUUUGCGACAGCUGCGCGAUGCUGGCGCGGGUCGUAAACUGCGCGAGAUUUUCGAACAAACGGCGAGCGCCGAGGUACGCGAUGUGCUGCCGACGUUGCCGGACAAAUCAAUAAAAAUACUAAACGAUCGCAUUGAUCGGGUGCUAGGACAGGUGGAUAAGUGCAAGCAAAUGAUCAGUAAUAGCUAGUAACUUAUCUGCGAUGGCGUUAAAGCCUUUGUGAAAGCCCAAGAGAAACGUUUGCGGUGCUCAAUGUAAAAAUGUAUUCUAAAUUAGUUAGGUCUAGAAAUUUUAAUAUUUAUAUUAUAUUGCUAGUUAUAUAUAUGCGUAAUUGUAGGGCAUUAAGUAAUUGAGGCGCUCCGCACAAGUCACUGUAAAGUCAUAGCUUUAAGCUCAUAAAUGUGUAUUAGUGUAACUAUAAUGUCUUGAAAGCUGUAAGUCCUUACCAAAAGCAUCACAAAACGUAUAUGUUUGUAUGUAAAUCUGACUGAUACAAGUUAAAUUAUUUAUACAUAUGUACUCAAGUGGUGACUGUUAGAUUUGCCGCAGCGCAUUUUUCCCUAGUUGUGCUGAAAUUACUUUAGAUAUAUAUUUUAAAGCCUAUCUCUUGAUUUUUUUGCACAAAAUGUUGGGUUCCAAAAGUUUUGAGAUCUUAUUUGUGAAAUUUUUAAACAAAACUUUUCUACAUAAAAAAGGCUUGUGACAUGCUUGAAGUCUAUAUUUUCUUUAAAAGAGAUGUAGGAUAAUCUGGUAGGCCAAUAAGCCACGCAUAGACCAGUUUCGGUCCUUUGCGAUGCCAGUUGGAGUUCAGUUACUGGGUUCAUGCGAAGUAGUCAUCCCUUAAGAUGCCUGCGCUUGACGCGAAUUUUAACAGACUCUGUGGCCUCACUAUCGAUACCUUCUCCAGUGUAUCAUAUCGUGGGAUGAUGCUUACCGCCUAGUCUGGCCAAUGCGGGGCAAGUGCACAAGAGAUGCUCCAUUGUUUCCCUGGUGCCUUGGUCUAGAUAUUUCCUGCCGUCUUCUCGAUCUGGCAGCCCCAUUAAUUAAAUGUUCUUAAACUCAAGCGCAUCUACAAAAAACUCGCUUAGGAUAGCUAUUUUCGAUACCGAAUUAUUAAAAUUUCUUCGAAGAAAUGUCGCCACUUGUUAGAUAAAGAGAGAAAGCUGUGCUAUUUUUGAUAUAGAAAGACUGUUCUAAAACUUCUAAGCUACUAGAUGUGUUAGAUACAAUCCAAUUAUCUAUGACUGAUUGGUGCUAAGAAGUCAGUACAAUAAUUUAUAUUUAUUUUUCUGCUAAAAAAAUCUCAAAACAAUAAUUAUUGUUGUUGUUAUUAUAAUACCAUUACCCAGAUCAUUAGCUCCAGCAAUUUGAAAACAAUUUAUUUUUCACAGAUUUUUUUAUUUAAAAAUGUGUGUCAUAAAAGUGAAUUCAAGUUAAGCUUCAGCUCGCUCAAAGUUACAAAACAAAAUUAAAUUUCCAGCCAUAACCCUUAGUAAGACUCUAGUUAAAAUUUCAAACAAUGUAGCCUAUCCAAGUCAUCAACCAUUUCGUUUAAAUUUAGUAAAGUUCCAUGCCUACUGAGGAUUUUCCGCAAUACUUUAUCACAAGUCUAAAUUUUUUAAUUAUUUUUAUUUUAUUACGCCAUCUAUCUAAAAAAAAGAGCAGUUUAUAAACAUAAAGUAAUAAUAUUUCAUAAAUAUUCUUAUAUAUUUAUAUAUAUAUUAUAUGUACAUAUGUAUGUAUUCAAGUCACAAAGCCACUAGUUUCUAGCAUUAAGGAAAGGAGUAACGUUUGUAGGUCGAGUUUUGUAAGGCAAAUAAAAAUGUUUUACGUGUGAUUUUGUGAGCAAAUUAGUUUAUGUAUAACAAAUAAAGUCUAAUCAUAAGUUUUUCCUUCUACAUAUAAAUACAUAUUUAUAGACUCGAUAAUGUCUAAAAAAUUGUGAUAUAAUAUUUAAGUGCGAUUUGUAUAUGUAUGUUAAUUUAUUUAAAUAUUAAUCUAAAUAUACAGCGAAAAUGAAAUAAAUACUUACAAAAAUGAAUAAAAAUUAUUUUUUUUUAUAAAUAUUAUGGUGAAAAAAUAUUAGAGCGUAUGCUCUUUCAUAGCAUCAUUAUAGAUGUAACACAUUUUCUCCAUAUUUUGGCUUCAUAUGCGGGUGUAUUCGAUAUUGUGCUCUCUUUUACUGAUAUCCAUUGAUGAUUUUGAACCAUUUUUUUCAAGGGAUUUUUGUUCUCUCAUAACUACAAUCGUCCUUUGAAUAUAUCGAGCGAUGUGGUAGCUACCGUGCAUGAUCUUCUGCUUUCCCAAUUCAGAUAGCAUAUAGUUUACUCUUUCUUCGUCGUCAGCCUUUUUAGUAUUUGUAUUCACGGUAAACAAACUUGCGGUCUUCGA
Bactrocera dorsalis (oriental fruit fly) is the source of this 5635-nucleotide messenger RNA. RefSeq names its product extracellular serine/threonine protein kinase four-jointed (gene fj). Lineage: Eukaryota; Metazoa; Arthropoda; Insecta; Diptera; Tephritidae. The coding region runs from base 1520 to 3433 and encodes 637 amino acids. The transcript has a single exon. Gene Ontology annotation, biological process: cell-cell signaling. The record is from RefSeq and is a predicted model, not a curated record.